GUCGUGAAGGGAUCAUCGAAUGUCGCUCAAGUCUGGCUAUCUGACCAAGCAGGGCGGCAGCGUCAAGAGCUGGAAACGAAGAUGGUUUGUGCUGCAGCCGGCGGGACUGACAACGCCUGCGAGCUUGCAGUACUUUAAGACGGAUCGCGCCGCGCUGCAGGCGAACGCAGAGGCGCUGGGCACAAUCAGCCUCGCAGAUGUCGCCGAGGUCCGGAAGGCGGAUGCGGAUCCCGAGGUGGCAGGAAAGCGCUUUGCUAUUGCGUGCGUCACCCCAUCGCGCACAUACUGGCUCGUCGCAGAUUCAGAGUCUGAAAUGAACGACUGGCUGAGCAUCCUCACAGAGACGCUGGCAGCCACGGCGGCGCAGUCUCCGUCGAGCCUCUCGCAGCCUGCUGGCGUCGCGUCCAUCCUUGCCGCUCCCAUUGUGCACGAGGGCUACUUGACCAAGCAGGGCGGCUCCGUCAAGACGUGGAAGAAGCGGUGGUUUGUCCUGCGCGGCAACGCCAUUUUGUACUACCGCACCCAGGACGCCAAAACUCCUCUGGGCAUCAUCAACCUGGCUGCAUCCAUCGGCACCGCAGAGAUUUCCAUCCCUGGCCACCAGUUUGCCUUUGAAAUCGCGACCCGAGACCGCAAUUACUUGUGUGUCGCGAGCUUCAAGGACGAGCUGGAUGGCUGGCUCGACGCCAUUCGUCGGGUAUCAGACGGCUCACAUGCAAGCGGUAUCGAACAUCUCACUUUCCAGCAAGUACAGGCGACCAACAGCAACGGCGCGAGUGCAGGCACUGCGGUUACAAAUGGCUCGCUCGACAUUUCGGAUUUGCUGGCCCAAGGCGAGAAGAUCUUGGGCUCCGACUCGGAGGAGGAAGAGGCACCCAAGAGUGACUCUGCAGCAGUUGCAGAGGUCGCUCCUCGCCCUGUUGCGCCGCCUCGCAACACGUCGUUGAACAAGCACGAUUUACAGGCUGUUGCCGUGCGAGAGAAACUUGCUCAGAUGGGGCCUCCUUCCCCAUCCACUCUCAAGGCGCCUGAAGUCGAUGCUAUUCUUGCUGCAUCGGUCGAGGAGCCGGCGGAAGGUGCUUCGUCGUCCAAUCCGUUCGAAACUAUCAGCACCAUGCUCACGAAGGUCUCUGGCUCGCUGGACGAGUCAGCUCCCUCUUCGGAGACAGCCACUCUCGGUGCCUCAGCUCCAGCGUGCAUUGAUUCCCGCGCGUCGAUCGCCCCGAGCUCAGCAGCAAUGGAUGAGAUGAAUUCGCUCCUUCAAUCGCUGUGAAUGAGUGAUAUGUUUUGGCUUUUUGUUGUUCUGGUUAUUGUUGAAUUAUUGUUCAUUUUUACACAUGGGUUUAAAGUGAGUUACAAUGGGGAGUGAAUUGAUGUGCAG
Capsaspora owczarzaki ATCC 30864 is the source of this 1381-nucleotide messenger RNA. RefSeq lists its product as hypothetical. The record is from RefSeq and is a predicted model, not a curated record. The transcript has 4 exons. The coding region runs from base 20 to 1273 and encodes 417 amino acids. Lineage: Eukaryota; Filasterea; Ministeriida; Capsasporidae.